GGCAACGCUGCUAAGCAACACACAACUCGAGACAGCUGUGAUUUCCAGCUUGUCGUUUUGACAGUAUACUUACAGCAGUGUCAAAAGCAGUAAUGUCCACAAGCAAGGAACAAGCAGCUAUCAGUAAAGUUCUGAGUUUCCUUCAAGAGUGGGAUCAUGGCAACAAGACGGUGCGCAGCCGCAUGCUGACCGUGUUUGUGACUCAAAACACUGGAAAGACUUGCCCUGAGUUAGAACUGGAAUUCGCACAGGUUGCCAGUCUCUUUCUGGCUCGGCUCACCGCCUGGAUGAGGCUGACCUACAUGUUCGGAACAUGCUUAGGUCUUCAACUGAAAGCAGUUGGAGUGUUCCUCUCUGCAGCUAGCAAUCAUCGUUAUCUCAUAGAGUUCCUGGAGGUUGGAGGGGUCCUAACCCUCCUGGAGAUCUUAGGUCAGAAACAGACCAAGGAGGAGGACAAGGCAGAGGCCAUUCGGAUGCUUCAGAUAGUCUCCAACGCUGGACGCAAGUACAAAGAGCUAAUCUGCGAAAGCUAUGGUGUGAGAGCCAUUGCAGAGUGUCUGGCCAAAUCCAAGACAGAGGGGACCCAAGAGACAGCACGGGCCCUGUUGGAGUCCCUGGCCCAUGGAAACCCCAAAUACCAGAACCAGGUGUACAGAGGUCUGAUCGCCCUGCUGACCUGUAUCUCGCCCAAGGCCCAGCAACUGGUCUUGCAGACCCUCCGCAUAGUACAAGACAUAGUGAAGGAAGCCCACCCCAGCAUCGUGGGACCUCUGUUGAAUUUGUUGAGGUCCCUGCAUUUGGAGGUGCAAUAUGAGGCUAUCGAGCUGAUCACAGAUCUCAGGCAGUAUGCGGUCAGACCGGCGCUGCUCACAAGUCUUGUAGAUCUGCUCAAACCGGCUAUGGAAGGAGUGCAGACAUACAAGAUCCUGGAAGACCCAGAAAUGACCAAGAUGACUGAAUCCCUGCCAGUGUAUGUCCAACAAGCUGCGGCAGCCAAAGCUUUAAGGUUGCUUGCUCAGGGGAGUCAGGAGCUGUCCCAGGAACUGCUUCCUCUCAGAGUGGUGCACCACUUGAUGUAUGCUAUGGGAAACCAGGAGCAUGCUGACGCCCAGAGACAAGCCAGCCUGGCGCUGGAGCAUUUUGUCCGUACAUACCCAGUGGUGGAGGAGCAUGUACGCAGAACCAUGGGUAUCAAUCUGUUUGCAGCCUUCAUGCACAAACCUGAGACUUUCUACAUGACGAUGGAUGAAAUUCAAGCAGAUAUCCUGCUAUCAAAUAAAGUCAACAUUUUGGAAGUUCUGGAGCACCAGAGCUCAGAAGACUGAACCAGACAAAGUACAGGCAUGCCAUUUUGUAUAAUAAUAGUUGACACUUUAUUUUCAUGUUACAGUAAAAUAAAGCAAUAAAAAUAACAAAAAUUAUUCAGCCCAUAUUAUUGUUUUUUAACCGAUUUGCUUAGCAACUGUAACCAUGAGAAAUGCCUUUCAAAUGAAGAGAAUAAGUGGUUUAGCCUGGGGACCAGUGUUUAUAGCUAAUACUCCACUUCUUGCUUGCACUGCUGUCAUUUGCCAAAGAGACUUGUCUUUCUUCAAAUAUGAAUAUUCUAUCAUAAAUGAGCUCAAGGAGAUAAGGAUUUGGUCCUGAUUCCAUAACGUUCAGUGCUAUCCGGAAUCAUUUGGACAUCCCUACCCUAAACCUGAACUCCUACCUUAACCUAACCUUUACCUUAAUCAUUUUAAAUUUACAUUUGGGGUGUGUUUGUAAAUGAAAUCUGGAGUGCCAGAGUGCGCUCAGCGCGUUUGUAAAUUAAAUCUGGAGUGCCAGAGUGCGCUCAGUGCGUUUGUAAAUUAAAUCUGGAGUGCCAGAGUGCGCUCAGCGCGUUUGUAAAUUAAAUCUGGAGUGCCAGAGUGCGCUCAGCGCGUUUGUAAAUGAAAUCUGGAGUGCCAGAGUGCGCUCAGCGCGUUUGUAAAUUAAAUCUGGAGUGCCAGAGUGCGCUCAGCGCAUUUGUAAAUUAAAUCUGGAGUGCCAGAGUGCGCUCAGCGCGUUUGUAAAUUAAAUCUGGAGUGCCAGAGUGCGCUCAGCACGUUUGUAAAUUAAAUCUGGAGUGCCAGAGUGCGCUCAGCGCAUUUGUAAAUUAAAUCUGGAGUGCCAGAGUGCGCUCAGUGCGUUUGUAAAUUCAGAGCGCUGUCAAGCGGUUCUGGAGUGCCAAGUCUAAGACAAAAAUGCUUCUUAACAGUUUUUACCCCCAAACCACAAGACUCCUGAACAGGUAAUAAAAUGGCUACCCGGACUAUUUGUAUUGUGUCUCACCCCACCCCUCUUUUACGCUGCUGCUGCUCUCUGUUUAUCAUAUAUGCGUAGUCACUUUAACUAUACAUUCAUGUACAUACUACCUCAAUUGGCCCGACUAACCAGUGUCUGUAUAUAGCCUCGCUACUGUAUGUAGCCUGUCUUUUUACUGUUGUUUUAUUUAUUUACUUACCUAUUGUUGACCUAACACCUUUUUUGCACUAUUGGUUAGAACCUGUAAGUAAGCAUUUCACUAUAAGGUUUACUACACCUGUUGUAUUUUGCGAACAUGACACAUAAACUUUGAUUGUCCGUUCAUAAAUUCAGAGAGUUUUACUCCCCUAGCAGACGUCCUAAGGAUCCCGAUUUGCUCAAACCAAGGAUCCCGGAUUUUAAUCUUCAAACGAAAACCAGUCUGUCAAUAAUUGCUAGCACAUGUCUAAAUUCUCAACUAAAUACAUACUGCAAUUCCAACCAAAAAAUGUCUUCGCUUCGAUUUUAAGCCUCACAAUACACCAAUUUGCCUAGCUAACAGCUGCAUAUUUGUUUUGGACUUCGUUAUAAUUAUAAUUCUGUUUUUGAGGAUCCACAUGUUGUCAUGGAAAAUACUAAUGUUAUUUCCAACAACCAAUGAGCAACUUCAUAUUGAAUGUUGAGAUUGCCAAAAACCAUUCUCUUUGGCAAAUGACAGGAGAGGCAAGAAGUGGACUGAUAAACAGACUGUUUACCACUUAUAGUCUGGGUACCAAUCUACCCAUUUGUUAUGUAAGUGUAAAUAAAUU
Molecule: messenger RNA, 3071 nt
Organism: Oncorhynchus masou masou (cherry salmon)
Lineage: Eukaryota; Metazoa; Chordata; Actinopteri; Salmoniformes; Salmonidae
Gene: armh1
Product: armadillo like helical domain containing 1
Exons: 12
Coding region: 93-1325 (410 amino acids)
Source: RefSeq, a predicted model, not a curated record